This is a messenger RNA of Peromyscus leucopus (white-footed mouse), 2224 nucleotides long. It is a transcript of the gene Ptpn20, whose product is annotated as protein tyrosine phosphatase non-receptor type 20. Gene Ontology annotation, molecular function: protein tyrosine phosphatase activity. The transcript has 10 exons. Lineage: Eukaryota; Metazoa; Chordata; Mammalia; Rodentia; Cricetidae. The record is from RefSeq and is a predicted model, not a curated record. Gene Ontology annotation, biological process: protein dephosphorylation. The coding region runs from base 65 to 1372 and encodes 435 amino acids.
GGUAGGCGGUUGGGGCCGCGGGCCCAGGUGAGGAGAGGUCGGCCAGGUCAGGUGGCGCUCAGGCAUGAAGGGGCAUCCUUCUCCUGCCUCACAGGGAAGAGAAGGAGCUGUGGAUGCGCAGAGGCCCGGAGCGCAGGCUGGACCCCGAGGGCCCCCUGGAAGAGAUAAUCAUGAUGAUGAUGAAUCUGAUUCAGAUGACCUGAAUUUCCAGAAGACUUUGCCUUCAUCAAGUCAGAAAGAGACACCUCCAAAAAAGGGUUUUGAGGAUAAAGUUAAAUCAGAGAAGGUGAAAUCCUCUCCUCUGACAUUCUCAAGUAAGAAUUAUGAGUAUCUUUUUCAAGAGCCUUCAGAAAGUGAGAGUGAUGCCAGUGACUUCUCACACAGAGACAGGUGGGACAGUGUGGACACAGAGCCUGCAGGGCCGUCAAAGACUGUCUCCCCAAGGCGUCCUGACAUUGCCUCCACUGUCUCUGAGAAGGAACUGGAUCAGCUGGCUCACAUUCGACCAUUAGUAUUCAAUUAUUCUACACAAACUGUCAUGAAGGGUUUUUUAAAAAUGCUCCAGAAAAAAGAAGAAUAUGAUAUCAUCCGUGAGUUUUUGGAGUUAGAACAAAUGGCUGUGCCUGAUGACUUCAAGUCUGGGAACGAACUGCUCAACAGAGACAAAAACAGAUACCGAGAUAUUCUUCCAUAUGAUUCAACACGUGUUCCUCUUGGAAAACACAAGGACUACAUCAAUGCUAGUUAUAUUAGAAUAGUAAAUCAUGACGAAGAGUAUUUUUAUAUUGCUACUCAAGGACCACUGCCAGAAACUAUAGAAGACUUUUGGCAAAUGGUUAUGGAAAAUAACUGUAAUGUUAUUGCUAUGAUAACCAGAGAGAUAGAAGGUGGAGUUAUCAAGUGUCACAGUUACUGGCCCAUUACUCUGAAGGAGCCAUUGGAAUUGAAACAGUUUCGCAUCCUUCUAGAGAACUUUCAGAUAACUCAGUAUUUCAUCAUUCGAAUAUUUCAAAUUGUGAAGAAGUCCACAGGAAUGAGUCACUGCGUAAAACACUUGCAGUUCACCAAAUGGCCAGACCAUGGCACUCCUGUCUCAGCAGACUUUUUCAUAAAAUAUGUCCGUUAUGUGAGGAAGAGCCACAUUACAGGACCCCUGAUUGUUCACUGCAGUGCUGGUGUAGGCCGGACGGGGGUGUUAAUAUGUGUGGAUGUCGUGUUCUGUGCCAUCGAGAAGAACUACUCGUUCAACAUUCUGAACAUAGUGACCCAGAUGAGAAAACAGCGUCAAGGCAUGAUCCAAACAAAGGAGCAGUAUCACUUUUGUUAUGAAGUUGUGGUUGAAGUUCUUCAGAAUCUUCUGACUUUGAGUUAAGAAAGAGUCUGCGCCUCUCACUUGAGAUUACCAAGAAGCCUGUGCUGAAGGGUCUGCCGGCCAUGCCGUUUGCUUCUGAUUUUCUCUCUGAAGUCUCCCUGAAGGCAGCAUCAUUGGCACGGAGUGAGCUGUUUUCACUUGAUCUUUCUGGACAAUAGCAAAUACCCUCCCAUGUUUUCCAGUGGAACAAAAGUUCCGUGAAACAACCUCAGUUUAGCUGUUUGGUGCAAGGGAUUAGAGAGUUCAAGAAAAGACUUCAGUGUAUUCAUUAAGAUUUUAUUUGGAAAGUGGCCAAAAGCCUCAAAAGAUUUCUAACACGGUACAGCCUUAUUCUGGGAGAACAUGGAGCCAAUGAACUUGAGGUUCAUGUCUUGACCUCUCAUGAGCAUUUUGCAUAUUUAAAGAACAUUUUGUGUUCUUUAAAGAAGCUAGAGUCCAUACUCCCAUCUGGUAAUUGAAUAACUCAAAAGGACUCUAGGAUGGAUUGGCUUUUGAUAUACAUUGUUUUUUGUGUCCUAUAUUUCCAUGGCCCCAGAGUGCCCUAGGGAUUUCCAAGGAAGAGCUACCUUCCUGGAGCACUCAGGCCCUUGUCCUGCUGCCCUGGGAAACCCCUUGUGGGUGAAUAGUCCCUCCUCUCCCUCCCAUGAACACACUGCUUAUCAGCCCCAAACGAAAAUACUCAUCCAUCUGUAGAUUCAGUGGAAAUGUUUGCCAGGCCCAGCUUCUUUCCUAUCCUGCCCUAGCAGUUAACAUGCCAUUCUGUCUGCUUUAUCAGAAGCAAGUAUUAUGAGGUACUUGCCUCUUAAUCUUGAGCUAACCAAUAAACUUUAAUAUAAGGAUAUUGCUAUGUAA